Messenger RNA from Saccoglossus kowalevskii, 1635 nucleotides. Its product is annotated as tRNA pseudouridine synthase-like 1. Lineage: Eukaryota; Metazoa; Hemichordata; Enteropneusta; Harrimaniidae. Gene Ontology annotation, molecular function: RNA binding; pseudouridine synthase activity. The record is from RefSeq and is a predicted model, not a curated record. Gene Ontology annotation, biological process: tRNA pseudouridine synthesis.
CGACUGCUGCCCAUAGAUUCUAAUGCACGCUUCCAUCAAAAUAAUAAUAAUGGUGAUUAGUAGUUAUUCACCAUGUGUCGAUAUUUGUUAUAUAUUUCGUAUUUAGGAACAAAUUUUAGAGGAGUAGUUCAGACUAAUUCCACGUCACCAACUGUGCAGAGGGUAAUUGAGGGAGCACUGCAUACACUCAAACCACAGGAAGCGGCAAAAUUAUAUUUUUCAAGUCGUACUGAUGCAGGUGUUCACGCAUUGAAUAACACAGCACAUGUUGAUUUCGUAAGACGAAAUAACCAACAACCGUUCAGUGGCGAGGUACUCAAAACAAUUUUGAAUAACAAGCUACUCAUAGCUCAGCAGGAUAUACGAAUCAAUGAUGUUAAAAAAGUUCCUGAUGAGUUCCAUGCUCGAUUUCAAGCCAAGGGUAGAACAUACGUAUACAGGAUAGCAUCAAAUUGGAAUUGUGCUCUCAAUCAUAUACCAUUAUUUGAAAAUCACAGAUGCUGGAUGGUCAGUUACAGAUUAGACAUCGAAAAGAUGAAACAGGCGUGUGAAGUAUUUAUUGGUACUCAUGAUUUCGCCGCAUUUCGUAGCAAAAAUAACAAAAAUGUUCAUAAAUCAACUGUGAGAACUAUAGAUAGUAUAAACAUUAGGAAAUCUCAUGGAAUAUUACAACAUCUAUCACCCUGCGAGACAGAUGCACGAAUAGAAUACUAUGAAAUUGAAUUCAAAGCCAAGUCAUUUCUGUACAAACAGCGAUGCAUAGAUGACAAUGAGUGCGCAUAUACGUUUCUAUUACCCCGUGGAGACUCUGUGGAUAUGUGCCCCAACAUGGCUGAUACAGUUAUAAGAAUGACAGAAAUUGAGUCAGAGAACGAGCAGCUGAAAAAACAAAUCAGUUCUCUUGAGUUGGCUUACCAGAAGAAGAUUGACACCAUUGUACGUGAAGUGGAUGAACUAAAGAAAGUCUGUUCUCUGAUUUGUCAGAAUAAUAGUAAUAUUAACGACACAAACGAAGAAUCAAAAAAUUUCAUAUUUAAUGGUAAUUCAUCUGUUGUUAUUGAACCUACUGAACCAAUACCUAUGAUGAUGGAUUUGACACUUUGCGUAUGGGUGAAGACUAACUCUGAGAUUGUUUAUGGUGGACAUACAGUUCUACUGCACUACCAAGCAGAGAUACCGUCAGUAUCUGGAUAUUAUCAUGGACUGACUCUAUUUCUGAAUUCUGUGGGGCAGUACCACAACAUGGGUUCCACUGUAUUUGGUACACACACUAUUCCCGAUGAUGGUUCGUGGCAUCAUGUCUGCUUAGCAAUGCAUGGGGGUGACUAUAUGACUGAUGUUGGAGUUUACGUAGACGGUGCUCGGAACCCCGGACAGCUAUCAAUCACAUCAAGAGUUUUGUACAGAGGCGGUGUCAUUUACAUUGGGUAUAAACCAGACGGAGCACAUGCAUUUAUUGGCAAAUUGACACAAGUUAAUAUGUGGGAUAGACAUCUGGAAUUUGGAGAGUUUGUUGAAUUAGUCACAUCGUGUGAAGGAAAUGGUAACAUUGUUUCUUGGUCAAAUAUAAUUAAUGAAGGAAGAUAUACGGUGAAUAAUGCUGAAGAAGAUGUAUCAGAUAUAUGCCCUAAGUGA